AAUGGCAUCUACGGAAGAAAACAAGCACAACAAUAUUAGCACAUAUCCAGCUUGCUAGCUGUGUUAGAUGUGUUAAACCGUGUGGAUUUAAGUGGAAUAAUUGCGAGUCGUCCUGUGGUCAAGGCAGCGUUUUAAGGUUCUGAUGCUGGCAAUGCCAUCACUGUGGAGUAAUACUGCAAGCAAAUAAAUCAAUGCCAGUAGGAGCAAUCAUGUCCAGAAGCAAGAGCUCCGAGUCUGUGAAAGUUGUGGUGCGGUGUCGCCCCAUGAAUGACAAGGAGCGCGCUGCAAACUUUGAGAGGGUGGUCUCUAUGGAUGUAAAGUUGGGCCAGAUUGUAGUGCAUAAUCCAAGAAGUGGGUCAACUCAUGACCACCCCAAAGUUUUCACUUUUGACUCGGUCUACGACUGGAACUCGAAGCAGGUUGACCUCUACGAUGAGACAUUCAGGCCAUUGGUGGAUUCGGUAUUGCUGGGCUUCAAUGGCACUAUCUUUGCUUAUGGACAGACAGGUACCGGGAAGACGUACACAAUGGAAGGGAUACGCAAUGACCCAGAAAAAAGGGGAGUCAUUCCCAACUCCUUUGAGCACAUUUUUACACACAUCUCCCGGUCACAGAACCAACAGUAUCUGGUCAGGGCAUCAUACCUGGAGAUCUACCAGGAGGAAAUCAGGGACCUGUUAGCCCAGGACCAGUCUCGUCGUCUGGCGCUGAAGGAGAGACCUGACAGGGGUGUUUAUGUCAAAGACCUUUCUUCGUUUGUCACUAAAAGUGUUCGGGAAAUUGAGCAUGUUAUGAAUGUAGGGAACCAGAACCGUUCGGUUGGCUCAACCAACAUGAAUGAGCAUAGUUCCCGUUCUCAUGCCAUAUUUGUUAUUACAAUUGAGUGCAGCGAGUUGGGUCCAGAUGGGGAGAACCACAUCCGUGUUGGGAAACUCAAUUUGGUUGACCUGGCAGGAAGCGAAAGGCAGACAAAAACCGGUGCGCAAGGAGAACGAUUAAAGGAGGCCACCAAAAUCAACCUCUCCCUGUCUGCUUUGGGUAAUGUCAUUUCUGCAUUGGUGGAUGGCAAAAGCACCCACAUUCCGUACCGAGAUUCUAAGCUCACGCGUCUGCUUCAGGACUCACUGGGAGGUAAUGCUCGAACUGUCAUGGUGGCCAACAUUGGACCAGCCUCCUACAAUGUAGAGGAGACUCUUACUACACUUCGCUACUCAAACCGCGCCAAAAAUAUCAAGAACAAACCCCGCAUCAACGAGGACCCCAAGGACGCCAUUCUACGAGGGUUUCAGGAGGAAAUUGCUCGUUUGAAGCAGCAGUUGGAGAAACGAUCAGGGAAAAGGAAGAAAAAAAGGCAGAAGAGGAUGGUUGGAGAGGGAGGAGAGGAACUGGAUGAUGGUGAGGACGAGGAGGAGGAGGAUGAUGAGGAAGAGGGGGCGGAUGGGGAUAAGAACAUAACUGAUUAUUGGCGGGAGCAGCAGGAGAACCUAGAGAAGGAGAAGAAAGCCAUUUUGGAGGACCACAGCCUGGUGGCAGAGGAGAAACAGCGACUGCUCAUGGAGAAGGAGAAGAAAAUGGAUGAUCUCCGUCGGGAAAAGGAGGCUUCUGAAAUGCUGGCAGCCAAGAUCAAGUCUAUGGAGAGCAAGCUGUUGGUUGGAGGGAAGAACAUUGUUGACCACACUAAUGAACAGCAGAGAAUCCUGGAGCAGAAAAGGCAGGAAAUUGCUGAACAGAAAAGGCGUGAACGGGAGAUGCAGCAGGAGGUGGAGUGUCGUGAUGAAGAGACUCUUGAACUGAAGGAGACGUACAGCUCACUGCAACAGGAAGUGGACAUAAAGACCAAGAAACUGAAAAAGCUCUUUGCUAAGCUACAAGCAGUGAAAGCAGAGAUCCAUGACGUCCAGGAGGAGCAUAUUAAAGAGAGACAAGAGCUGGAGCAGACACAAAACGAAUUGACCAGAGAACUCAAACUAAAGCACUUGAUCAUCGAGAACUUCAUUCCAUUGGAGGAGAAGAAUAAGAUCAUGUCAAGGGCCACUUUUGACGAGGAGGAUGACACCUGGAAAAUGAAACCCAUUACCCGCGUUCAAGAUGAUCAGCAGAUGAUGACGAGGCCAGCGUCUGCAGUGGGAUACAGGAGGCCACUGAGUCAACAUGCACGCGUGGUCAUGAUGAUGCGCCCUGAUCCUAGAUAUAGGGCUGAGAAUAUCCUGAUGCUGGAACUUGACUUGCCCACACGCACCACUAAAGAGUACGAGGAACCCAUGAUCGCGCCAAAGGUGGCUGCAGCUUUAGAAGAUGCACUGAGAGAAGAGGAGGAUAUCCAAGUGGAUGCUUCAACCUUGGGACAUGGUGGAUUCAACAAGAAACCAAAAACAAGUCGUCCCAAAACAGGCAAGAAGGUGAGCACGCCCACAUCAGCCCAUAGUCCCACCAGCUCAGGAUCUCCACUCUACCCCCAGUCUCGUGGCCUUGUGCCCAAAUAACACCUCGAAAUCCUUCUCCAGAUCCUUUAGCCUUCUAGACAGACUUUGUUUUUUGCGAUGGUUUGGAACAAGGUGAAGGUUGUUGUUGUGAAUAAAAUCUCCAGGUUAUGAAAAGUAUACUUAAAAUGUAUACAUUAAUGAGAAGGCAGACCAAGCUAUGACUUCCUCUCCUCACUCAGAAAAACCUGAGCUUUUAAGCUUUCAGCGAACAUAAUUAAGGACUACUUAAAUGUGCUGGGUUUCCCAAAAGCCUCUUAAUGCUAAGAGCAUCUUAACUAGGAGUGAGUGAGUGUUCUUUGUGCUGCUUGCUCGACCAUUUAAGUGAUCUUUGUGCUACGAUGCUUUUGGGAAACCCACUCAUGCUCGGGUUCUGCUGCUGACUGGUUUAAAAUACUUAAAAGUGCAAUCACAAAUGGCUUUCCUGAAAAGGAAGAUUUGUUUUGACAUUGGUGUUCAGAGGUGUGUUGCUGUCUUAUUAAGAACACACAAACUGUUGGUCAUGUCUAGUCUUGCUGAUAACUGAGAGUAACGUCCUCCAUCCUCUUCAUUUACUCAGUGCACUUGGCCAGAACUCCAUUGUAUGUACAGAUGUUGCAUUGUAUGUAGCUAGGAAUGUGUUUUUGUUUUUUUUUUUCUUAAUUGUAGGAUUAAUAAAUUUGAAAAGAUCAAUUGUGGAUUUCGCUGGGUGGGUGCGAGCGGUCCAUCCGUUUGCCUCCAAAUAUGCGCUGUAGUGUUAA
Neoarius graeffei (lesser salmon catfish) is the source of this 3220-nucleotide messenger RNA. It is a transcript of the gene kif3b, whose product is annotated as kinesin family member 3B. NCBI's taxonomy places the organism in Eukaryota, Metazoa, Chordata, Actinopteri, Siluriformes, Ariidae. The coding region runs from base 192 to 2483 and encodes 763 amino acids. The transcript has 9 exons. Gene Ontology annotation, molecular function: microtubule motor activity; microtubule binding; ATP binding. The record is from RefSeq and is a predicted model, not a curated record. Gene Ontology annotation, biological process: microtubule-based movement.